Molecule: messenger RNA, 954 nt
Organism: Rubroshorea leprosula
Lineage: Eukaryota; Viridiplantae; Streptophyta; Magnoliopsida; Malvales; Dipterocarpaceae
Source: the annotation of a GenBank genome assembly
GACGUAACAACUGACGGUUUUUCUUUCUGGCCACGGCAAUAACCGGUUCUUCUCUUCUUAUAUUUCUCCUCUGUUUCUCAUUUCUCUAUCCAGUCUGUGCUUUUUCUCUUCCUCACAGAAAAAUCUCAACAGAAACCCAAAAAAAUAAAAAUAAAAAUUCGAACCUGAAAUUAGGAGGAAAAGGCAUCUGCAUGAGGACGCUCAGUGUUUGCCACAGAAUCAUCCACCAAAUUUCAUGGCUCCACGUAUUCCUCGCCAUCGUGGCGGCACAGAACAGAACCAAUGCACAGCCGGAACUAAACAAUUUGUACAACAACUUCGACCCGUCCAUGGCGAUCCUGGUGAUAAUCUUGGUGUGCGCUUUUUUCAUUUUAGGAUUCAUAUAUAUUUAUGUUCGUCACUUCACUGAAAGCAGCGUCCCUCUCUCGAGUACCCAUCAGCCUAGCGCAUCUGGUGGAGUAAUGCCGAUUCAGGGUACAAUAGAGGAGAAUCGGCUACCGAGAGCAGCAAUUCCGGUGAAAUUUUCUAGAUCGCACACGACGGGGCAUACAGUUCUGAUUCCACCAGGGGAUAACAUAGAAAGGUAUACUUUGAGAUUACCGAAGGAAAUCAGGAGACAAAUACUGACCCCAGAAGUCCUGAAACGGACGAGGAGCUACAACGCCAUUUUCCCCAGGGAAGGUAGUUCGAGGAGGGGGUAUAGGAACGGCGGCGGGGAAAGGAGCAGCGAAGGGAAAUGGGUAUUUUCAAUGGCGGCACCGUUUGUUUCCAGGACGGGUUCUGUUAUGUCACAAAAGAUUGGUGGAGGUGAUGGAUAUGGGUCGAAUUUGUGGAGGGGUCCGACGGCUGUUAGCCGUUAAAUUGUCUUAUUUAGUUCGAAGGUUUUAGCCCCUGGUUUUGAUUGUAGGUUGUGAAAUUGUAAAUAAGAUGAGCAAAUCAAAAGGUACUCACGAU